CUCACGCCUGUGAGUUGCUAGGAAACGUCGUAACAACAAAUUAUUUGGACACACUGGGAAUAGCAGCAUGGCUUCCAGUUUCAGUGCAAACCAGUAUGAUUCUGCUUUUAAUCCUUCAAAACUUCAAAACUGGACAGUACCAAAAAAGCACAAAGAGCGCCCAUCAACCCUGGAAGGAUUUGCCCAGUUCAUUGCUGAUGAUCGAGGACACCUUCUGUCAAGCUGUCCCCGUUCAAAGGUAAACCCAUGGGGUACAUUCAUGGGGACAUGGGACAUGCCUUUGAAGAUCCCACCAUCACGAGUAAACUAUACUGCCCGCUCUGCUGAUUCAGCAGAACGCCUGAGAUGCUGGAUUCAUGACUCACCUCUGAAUUCUGCUAGCAAUGGACCAUGUCUUGAAAGCAAAGAGAUUCAUGACAAGUUAUCUAGAACUUCCAAAGACGGUAUAAACAAAACAUCCAAACCAUCAAGCAUAAUCCAGUUGCAACAAUGUUCUUCAUUUAACCCUACAACAGCAGAUGUCAAGGCAAAGGAAAUACAAGUGACAGGAUCUCCAGCAGAUAUGAGGCCUACCUCUGAAAUGCAGAAAGCUUCGUCGAGAAAUGCUCCACCAGUCCAGACAACACCAACGAACAGCCCAAGCCCAAGAGCCAUUUCAGAAAAACAGGGUUGCAGGCAUGGAUCUAGAAUAGGGGUGACAAGCCAUUCUGAGUUAGUUAGGCCUAGAGACAGCAUGCAAGAUACUGGAGAAAUAGGUUAAUUGCUGCAAAAAGGACGAGCAGCAGAUAAUGGUUAAAUGAAACAUAACACUUGUUUUUACAACCUCUUCGAUCUGACACCAGUCUUCACCAUUUAUAAUGCAACAUGUUAUGCAUAAAUGUAUUUCCUUUUUCACUUUAUAUUAAAAUUGGUUUGGUUUCAGCAAUGUUUAAGAAUAUGAGCACUAAAAAUAUUGAACUGUUUGAAAAAUGUGGGAGUAGACAUUUUAAUAAAGGUUUCUUACAACCUUUUUAAGGUUUAAAAUUUU
Messenger RNA from Protopterus annectens (West African lungfish), 1027 nucleotides. It is a transcript of the gene CFAP126, whose product is annotated as cilia and flagella associated protein 126. Gene Ontology annotation, cellular component: ciliary basal body. The record is from RefSeq and is a predicted model, not a curated record. Gene Ontology annotation, biological process: cilium organization. Lineage: Eukaryota; Metazoa; Chordata; Ceratodontiformes; Protopteridae. Bases 68 to 760 code for a protein of 230 amino acids. The transcript is spliced from 5 exons.